ACUUUUGACGCUGACAAAUUGUGAAAUGUUGUCUGACGCCGAGAAAAGAAAGCAAAUUAGUGUUAGGGGGAUAGCUCAGUUGGAAAAUGUGUCUAAUCUUAAGGCCGGAUUCAAUAGGCAUCUUCACUUUGAUGGUGUGAAGGACAGGAACGUUGCUACAUCUCUUGACUUCUAUCAUGCACUGGCACGUACUGUUUGGGACCAUCUUUGUUCACGAUGGAUUCGAACUCAGCAGUUUUAUCACCGAGAAGAUCCUAAGCGUAUAUACUACUUGUCUCUGGAGUUCUAUAUGGGUCGCAGUUUGACUAAUACAAUGAUGAAUGUAAAUAUAUCGGCCGCAGUUGAUGAAGCUAUGUACCAGUUAGGUCUGGAUAUUGAAGAAUUGGAGGAGAUGGAAUCAGAUGCUGGUCUUGGUAAUGGUGGGUUGGGACGUCUAGCUGCUUGUUUCCUGGACUCCAUGGCAACAUUGGGACUAGCUGCCUAUGGAUACGGCAUCCGCUAUGACUAUGGAAUCUUUGAGCAGGUUAUUCGUGAUGGCUGGCAGGUUGAAGAGCCGGAUGACUGGUUGCGUUUUGGUAAUCCAUGGGAAAAAGGAAGACCAGAAUACUGUUAUCCAGUCAAUUUCUACGGACGUGUUGAGGACGCUGGAAAUGGACGUAAACGCUGGGUUGAUGCGCAUCCAGUUUUCGCUAUGCCAUAUGAUACUCCUAUCCCAGGAUACAGAAAUAACACUUGCAACACACUCCGACUUUGGUCUGCCAAGGCUCCAAAAAGUUUCGAUUUGGGUAUUUUCAAUAUGGGCGACUACAUUAACGCUGUAUGUGCACGUAAUCAUGCGGAAAAUAUUUCCCGUGUUCUUUAUCCAAAUGACAAUUUCUUCGUUGGGAAGGAACUACGUCUUCGUCAGGAAUACUUUUUAGUUGCAGCGACUUUGCAGGAUAUCAUUCGACGCUAUCGAAGUGGUGAUGCUCGUCAUCCGACAUUUGAUGAAUUUCCAAACAAAGUUGCUAUUCAGUUGAAUGAUACGCAUCCUUCACUGGCAAUACCCGAGUUAAUGCGUAUCCUAGUGGAUUUAGAAGGUCUAGAGUGGAAAAAGGCAUGGGAUAUUAGCUAUCGUACUUUUGCAUACACAAACCAUACAAUUCUACCCGAAGCACUGGAGCGUUGGCCUGUCACCCUACUAGAGCAUAUAUUACCACGUCAUUUGGAAAUUAUUUAUCAGAUUAAUGCUGAAUUCUUGGAUAUUGUACGUGCUAAAUAUCCAAAUGAUAACGAUCGUAUCCGCCGUAUGUCAUUGGUAGAAGAAGAAGGCGAAAAGCGCAUUAAUAUGGCUUACUUAUGUAUUGUUGGUUCGCAUACUGUGAAUGGUGUUGCUGCAAUUCAUUCACAUUUACUAAAAACUCAAACGUUCCGAGAUUUCGCAGAAUUAUGGCCUGAUAAAUUCCAGAACAAAACUAAUGGAAUUACACCUCGUCGUUGGCUUCUUUUGUGCAAUCCAAGCUUAUCAGAUUUAAUUAUGGAGAAUAUGAAUGGCAGUGAAUCAUGGAUUACUAAUUUGUCUGAGAUUGCUCAAUUAAAAUCACGCGUUAACGACUCUAGUCUUCUCCAACACUUGUUACGCAUUAAACGAGAAAAUAAGGCGAAAUUUGCUUCCUAUUUAGAGCAACAUUAUGGUGUAGUCGUUAAUCCUGCAUCAUUAUUUGACAUUCAGGUCAAAAGAAUUCAUGAGUAUAAACGUCAACUAUUAAAUUGUUUACAUGUUAUAACAUUGUAUAAUCGCAUUAAAGCCAACCCUGAAAUGCCAGUCUGUCCACGUACAGUUAUGAUUGGGGGUAAGGCUGCACCAGGUUACCAUAUGGCUAAACUUAUUAUUAAACUAAUCAAUAGUGUUGGUAAUGUUGUCAAUCGUGAUCCAGUUGUACGCGGUAGACUUAAACUAAUUUUCCUUGAAAAUUAUCGUGUCUCGAUGGCUGAGAAGAUAUUUCCUGCUGCUGAAUUAUCAGAGCAAAUUUCUACUGCUGGUACAGAAGCUUCUGGCACUGGGAAUAUGAAAUUUAUGGUAGGUUAAACAAAUUCGUUUUUGGAACUUUUCAACAUGUUUUGACACUAUGCAAAAGUAAUUGUUUCCUGAGAUCAUUGGAUGCAAGAAUAAAAUAUAAUUUUUAUUUGAUUCUCGAUGAGUAAAAUGAUUUGAAAACAGUACCUAAAGCACUGACAAAUUAUCAACAGUAGUAACAGUUGUAUUUCGGUAGAUUAAACAUAUUCAAUUAUCAGUUGAUGAACUCCAGGUUAAAGCGUAGCAAAGCGAAUUAAGAUGUGACUGACCAGGUAAUAUAUUUGACAGGAAAAACUGCUACUCUUGGAUUGCAGAAUGUUGUGAGCUUGCAGUUGCUGAACCCCAGAUCUAUUAUUACUAUUAUACUGGUCAUAUUUCAAUAAGCAGAAAUACGAGUUAUACACCUAACUGUAUGUAUUAAGUGGAAACUUUUCUGACUAUCCAACAGAACAGUUCCAGCUGUGCAUAGGUUUUUAUUAGUUUGUAGAAAAAAAUUGAAGCAACCACAUGUGAAAACCUAUUUCAUCAAGAAUUACAGGAUAUUUGAUUCAACAUAUUUUUAUAAAUUUUCCAAACUUGACUGCAACUUUUAAUUUGUUAGGUUGAAUUUCUAAUGUCUGAUAAAAAAAUACUGUCAUUAUUGCAGUGCUGUGUAUUGCACAGUUUUGUGAAAUGUAUUCAAAACUGAUUUGUCGAUGCCCAAGGAAACAAUAAAGGUGAGAAGUGUAGAAAGUGAAAAAGUGAAACAAGGUGGUAUAAGUAUAAAACUUGGGCACUGUGGUGGUAGAGUAUAACUCCAUUAUGGAUAAGAUUUUAUUUUGAUGAAAUCACACACAGUGUUGUACAGUUAUAUUAACUGAUGACGUUUCGAGCACAAAUUAUUGCUCAUAAUCAUAUCAAGGUGGAACAAACAGAAGAAAACGGAGUUGGUUUGAAUUAGAUAGAAAAGAGUGUGAGGUGCAAAAAAGAAAUUAAGUUUGAAUUUUGUAAGCUGCUUGGAAAAGUACGGAGGAAAAAUGGAAAGCUUCGGGUUUAAAGGGUGGAAGUACUGUAUACCUACCAUUAAUUUUUAAUCUGAAAGGAUAUAUAGGCUCGAAGAAUCAAAUACUUGCUACGCCUGUUGAAUCAGGCAAAAAAACAUCAAUACCCAUCAAUUGGGUGUCAUUUUGUGAUGAAGAAACUCUCUCUCAAAUGGCAUUCAUAAUCGAGUGAUAUUAUUAGGCAAUGGAAUUCUUGCUUAACGGAUAUUCGAAAUAUUUCCUUCUGUGUUGUCAAGAUUACCACAGAGUUACUACUUCAAGACUUUAUAUCCAAAAGUUCUUUUUUGUCAGGUAACAUAACAGUUAGUGUUUUAUUUUCCAUUCUGCUGCCUCAGCUUAAUGGUGCUAUGACCAUCGGUACUAUGGAUGGUGCAAAUGUGGAAAUGUGCGAAGAAAUGGGCCGAGAAAAUAUGUUUGUGUUUGGUUUGACUAUGGAACAAGUUGAUGCUUUGCAUAAAAAAGGUUAUCGACCACAAGAAUUUAUUGAUAGAGAACCAGAGCUAAAACAAUGCUUGGAACAAAUUCGUGAUGGUUACUUUUCCCCAGAAAAUCCAGACCAAUUUAAAGACAUAUACAAUAGUCUAGCGUUUGAUGAUCGUUUUCUCUUAUGCGCAGAUUAUGCUGACUAUCUACGUGCACAACAAGAAGUGGAAGAGGCCUACAAGGAUGAACAGAGGUGGUCGAGAAUGAUGCUGAUGAAUAUUGCAUCGUCUGGAAAGUUCUCUUCUGAUCGUACCAUACGUGAUUAUGCUCGUGAUAUAUGGGGUGUAGAACCUUCAGCAAUCAAAUUACCACCACCAUUUGAAACAGUUCAAGAAAAGAAAUAAAUCUGCAAAGUGUUUAAUUUCCAUCACUACAAUUAUUCCACUCUGUGUUUUCUUUUUUUUUUCUAUCCUUCCUUUUAACUCCGUCACUGUCGUUUUCACUAGUAAUCUAGUCAGUUGUGCGAAUAGCACACUUUGAGUGGAGGUUAUAAAAAUGGUCUCCCUUGCUUUAAACAUUAACCCAUUUAAUUCCCUUACCUUUCAUCAUUAUGAAUGCUUAGACAGUCAGUUUCUUGUUAAAAUAUAUUUCAAAAUGCCUUAUUAGUUCUAUGCUAAAAAGAUGAAGACAAUAUAAUUCCCUCUCCUUUUCAUUAAAAAAGAACCAAUAAAAUACAACAGGUCUAUCUAUAACAGUUUUAAUUAUUCUUUUCUUUUUUUUUUGGUGUCUUACUAAUUUGAAAUAUUGAUGAGUACCACCCGCACCCACCCACUGCCGACUUAGACUAUUGUAAUAGAAUCUUAAGCAAAAACUGUGCUGGGCGAAUUUUAUUGGCUAGGGAGAAAAAGAAGCGAAACUCAAGUAGCCUGUUGCAUGUGUCUCUGCAUAUUUCACAUACAUGACAUUACACUAUUAACCAAUUAUUAUAUUUUGAUUUAUUCCUAUGAUAUAUUACUGUUUAGCUUAACCUGUUCAAUCAUGCAUGAGUUGAUACACACAUAAAAAAAACAUUAAAAAAAUAUUAUUUUGAAUAUUAUUAUUAUUUUUUUUGAGAACAAAAAUAGUAGUAUUAUGACUGAUGAAUCAAAGAUUUACUUGACAGAAGGAAAUAUAAUGCGAUAGAAAUUUACCUGUUUUUACUUGUUUUUCUGAACACUUUAUCACCAUUAUUAUAUUUUAGUCUGCUCAUUUAUAUAGACAUAAAUGUAAUUUCUAAUAAUAUUAUUACUAUUUCUAUUCUUCAAUGGUAAAUUAAUUAUGCAAUG
Trichobilharzia regenti is the source of this 4844-nucleotide messenger RNA. Lineage: Eukaryota; Metazoa; Platyhelminthes; Trematoda; Strigeidida; Schistosomatidae. The record is from the annotation of a GenBank genome assembly.